AAUGAUUAGUCGAACGUUGCAAUCAUAACUUACAACAACAUGUCUCCGAUUCAUAGAAAUUUUCUAAUAUUUUUCUUCUUCUGCAAAAUCAAAAAUUUCGGUGCACCCUUACCACCGUUACUGUCAGACGACGAACUGGGUACGGUCGUUCUGUACUAUAACAGUCCAUUUAUCACAUCCGAACAAAUCAUCUCACCAAACGUUUCUCUAGUCAGUUUUGCGCCUGAUCUACCCACAAAGUUGAUCAUUCAUGGCUACAUAGCGAAUAGGUUUCACGGUUCAAUAGAACCGGUAAAGAAUGCGUAUUUGGGUCGAGGUGAUGUGAAUGUUUUACUGGUCGAUUGGGAGCAGCUCGCCCACAAAUUGUAUGAUGAAUCAAGGUCCUAUGUACGUCAGAUUGGUAGUCGAAUCGGAAAUCUGCUGUCGCAUUAUAUUAGAAAUCAAAAUGUAAGUUACAGCGACAUACAUGUGAUUGGUCAUUCCUUAGGAGCGCACAUCGCUGGUAACGUUGGAAGAUAUUUCAACGGUCACCUUAGGAGAAUAACGGGCCUGGAUCCUGCAGCACCACUUUUUACUAAUUCUUCGAUUGACGCAAUUAAACAGUCCGACGGUCAAUUUGUUGAUAUAAUUCACACCUGUGGCUAUUCGUUAGGUGAAAUUUGGGCGCGGGGGCACAUUGACUUUUAUCCAAACUCUGGAAAAUUUCACCAACCAGGGUGUCGUAAAGAUGAUUUAUUGCAGCUGUUUUCAUGUAGUCACUUCCGUGCACCACUAUUUUAUGCGGAGUCAAUCCUAUUCCCGUAUUCUUUUACAGCAGCCAAGUGUACGUUUAGAGAAAUAAUGGCCGACUCACCGAAUAAGUGCACAAACUCAAACGAAAAUGUCUAUAUGGGAGAUAUCGUCUCGAUGGACUCUCGGGGAUUAUAUUAUCUAACCACCAACGAGAUGUAUCCGUUUGGAAGGGGAAAUUACAGUCAAUAUGGAAUCCUCUAAAAUGUAGAAGUUCAAAAGUUCAACAAGCUGUUACAAAUUGGUUCGUUUAAAUAGACAUAAUGUACUGAUAAAUACAACUUUUUAAGAACUGAAGU
This is a messenger RNA of Bradysia coprophila, 1088 nucleotides long. Its product is annotated as pancreatic triacylglycerol lipase-like. The record is from RefSeq and is a predicted model, not a curated record. Lineage: Eukaryota; Metazoa; Arthropoda; Insecta; Diptera; Sciaridae. Gene Ontology annotation, molecular function: serine hydrolase activity; lipase activity. Gene Ontology annotation, biological process: lipid catabolic process.